Helianthus annuus (common sunflower) is the source of this 1149-nucleotide messenger RNA. RefSeq names its product endochitinase EP3. The transcript has 2 exons. The coding region runs from base 150 to 956 and encodes 268 amino acids. The record is from RefSeq and is a predicted model, not a curated record. Gene Ontology annotation, biological process: carbohydrate metabolic process; chitin catabolic process; cell wall macromolecule catabolic process. Gene Ontology annotation, molecular function: chitinase activity; chitin binding. NCBI's taxonomy places the organism in Eukaryota, Viridiplantae, Streptophyta, Magnoliopsida, Asterales, Asteraceae.
UUUAAAAAAAAAUAUCUGGUUGGGUUAAAACAUGUUUGGAACAAAAUGGGUUACCUUGAAUUUAGGCAAACUAAAGUGAGCCCACCGUUAUUGAUUUUUACACUAUAAAUACUCAACCACUAUUUCGCAAUCUAUAUACACAACCCACCAUGAAAACAUACGGAAUUCUCAUUGUUGCCGGAUUAAUUUUUGCUGGAAUCCUCAACUCUGCUGCGCAGAACUGUGGCUGUACUCCAGACUUGUGCUGCAGCAAGGACGGUUAUUGCGGCAAUAGUGAGGCGUACUGUGGAGCCGGCUGCCAAGAAGGGCCGUGUUCCAGGUCUCCGACAAACAAUGUUGAUGUUGGUAGCAUUGUGACGGAUGCGUUUUUCAAUGGGAUCACGGAACAAGCACGCGGAGAUUGUCAAGGGAGAGGAUUUUAUACACGCGCCACCUUUCUUCAAGCAAUCGGAUACUAUCCCGAAUUCGGUAGGGUUGGUUCCGAAGAAGAUUCAAGGAGGGAGAUAGCCGCUUUCUUUGCCCAUGUUACCCAUGAAACUGGAUUUUUUUGUCACAUUGAAGAAGUAGAUGGUUAUUUACAAAAUUAUUGUGACACUAAGUAUCCUCAAUACCCGUGUACCCCUAACAAGGGUUACUAUGGGAGAGGUCCUCUCCAACUGACAUGGAAUUACAACUAUGGUCAAGCUGGUAACGCUCUCAAAUUUGACGGGCUCAACAAUCCAGAAAUUGUGGCGACCGAUCCACUCAUCUCUUUUCGGGCCGCCUUAUACUAUUGGAUGAACAAUGUCCACUCGGUCAUACUUUCUGGUAAAGGGUUUGGAGCUACUAUUCAAGCAAUCAAUGGUGUCAAGGAAUGUAAUGGUGCCGAUUCAAAUAGUGUAAAUUCUCGAGUCCAGUACUACACGCGAUAUUGUAGUCAACUUAGCAUUGCACCGGGCGAUAACCUUCAAUGUUAGAUGGGCAUUGAGAUCAAACUUUAUAUUCAUAUUUGUAUACCAUUGUUGUUCAAAUUAAUCAUCUGUAUUUGUAUACUAUAAAUGCGAAAUAGACAAUGAUCUAUAUGCAUGUACCUCUAUAGUAUUAUACAUAUCAUGUGUGUUACACAAUUAAUAUUAAUAGAAAUAAAUCAAAAGUGCUGUGUUGUUACGA